Molecule: messenger RNA, 1561 nt
Organism: Trematomus bernacchii (emerald rockcod)
Lineage: Eukaryota; Metazoa; Chordata; Actinopteri; Perciformes; Nototheniidae
Product: microtubule-associated protein RP/EB family member 1-like
Exons: 3
Coding region: 173-751 (192 amino acids)
Biological process (GO): IRE1-mediated unfolded protein response; intrinsic apoptotic signaling pathway in response to endoplasmic reticulum stress; mRNA processing
Cellular component (GO): IRE1-TRAF2-ASK1 complex
Molecular function (GO): RNA endonuclease activity; protein serine/threonine kinase activity
Source: RefSeq, a predicted model, not a curated record
GGAUGUGAGCGACAGAAUAGAAAAGGAACCGCUGGACGGGCCAAUCGUGAGACAGCUGGAGAGAGGAGGGAGGGCUGUUGUCAAGGGUGACUGGAGAGAGCACAUCACAGUGCCACUGCAGACAGAUCUGCGGAAAUUUCGCUCCUAUAAGGGAGGCUCGGUCAGAGACCUGAUGCGUGCAAUGAGAAACAAGAAACAUCAUUACCGGGAGUUGCCUGCUGAGGUUCAGGAGACGCUGGGCUCCAUCCCUGAUGACUUUGUCUCCUACUUCACCUCCCGCUUCCCCCACCUGCUAAUGCACACAUACCUGGCCAUGCGGACCUGUGCGUCUGAGAGGCCAUUCCUGCCUUACUACUCCACUGCAGAUCAGCUUGCAAAAACACAGACCCUGCACACACACCUCGGGCCCCAAAGACAAAAAGAGCCAUGUACUCAGCCCUUGACUACACACACAUCUCCCCCCUCUUCACAACCACAGGAACCUACACAUUCGUCACAGCCAGCGCAGGUCCCUCACACAGAUCCUGCUGAAUCAGCGCCCUCUUCUUUACCCGAUGAGCCUGUAGCUUCACAUUUGCCAGUUGAGACAGUGGAGCCAGCUCUGUCCACACAGACUGACCUGCAGAGUCCAACCGUGAACCCCACACCUGCCUCAGAAUCACCAACAGAUCCUCUCGUGCUAGAACAAUCCAUUCAGUCUGAGGUGCACGCCCUGCCAGGUCCUUUGAUACUGGGUAAUGAAUCAGUGUGAGGUGGAGCCAGCACAAACAGGAGCAUUGCCUUCAAGAGUGAUCACCAAGUUGGGCUCAGCUGCUGCAGUAUGAGCUGGUGAGGACCAGGCCUGCAGUGCCUGCGAUCCACCGCUGGGUGCAGCAGCUGUUCCCUUAAUAAGUGCCUUCUGCUCACCUGGGUUAAAAUGUCGCCCAACAGAACCGUCCACUUGUUGUUGUUGUUCCUGCUUCGAGGAAGUCAGAUAAGAAUCAGGGUGAUGCAGGACCUUAUAUUGUAGCAGGACUGAGCAAAGAGAUAUUUUUUAUUUUCUAUCAGCAUGUCCAAAAAAUGGUGUUUGUCCCUAAAAAUAUCUGGCCUCUAUUGUGGGAAACAUGUCUGGAUGUUGUUGGAUAGUUUUAUAGUGCAAUGUCGUAUUUCUGAGUGAGCCUCUUCACUGCACAGAUACUGUAUGUAUAUUUUUGUAUAGACGGUUCAGAAUUUGGAUGAUGAUGAUAAUGAAUUAUGUAAUGUGGCCGAUGUGCCUUUUUUUUCUUUUUUUAAAUAUCACUGUGCUGUGUACAGAUCUUAAAAAAUGACUAUGCUAAGUGUGCUUGAUUCCAGUUAAUGCUGCUAGACUGCUUCUCUUUUGUCAAUCAAGAAUUAAUGUGCUGACUCAACAGAGGCCUGCUCCAAAUGGUGUUCAGGGUGGCACCUGAAUACAGUGGUUAAUGAGAUUAUGUAGUCAUAAAAGAGUUUAGCUGUCAGGCAGCAGAGCUCGCUUAAAAUAACUUUUCAAGGUUUUUAAAGUGAAGUUAAUAACUUGCACAUUAAAACGUUUUUUUUAUUCUAA